GCCCAGCAGGUAGGAGGAUCAGUGCAGUUCAGUCUCAGCUCACAGGUUUUUGGAACUGUGUGUCUGUUAUAGGUGGCAGGACACUCUAUCAGUCCUGACGGAGAAAACCUACAUAUAAGAAAUUAUCUUUGCUGUCACCAAGUUUCUCUGUGAAGAUGACUGCGCAACUGCUUGCUAACAUCAGUCGGAAGCCAGGUCUGCAGAUAUGGUCCAUCGAGAAAAUGCAAAUGGUUCCACUGCCUGAAAAAGCUUAUGGGAGCUUCUUUGAAGGCGACUGCUACAUUAUUUUAUCCAUCAAGCAGACAUCUACAGGUACAGCUUCGGAUGUCCACUACUGGAUUGGAAAGGACUCCACUCAGGAUGAGCAAGGCGCGGCUGCACUCUACACAUCACAACUGGAUGAGGCAUUAGGGGGGAGCCCAAUUCAACACAGAGAGGUGCAAGGACAUGAAUCGGCCACAUUUAAAAGUUACUUCAAGAAUGGAGUUAUCUACAAGAAAGGAGGAGUUGCCUCGGGAUUCAAACAUGUGGAGACAAACAUGUACAAUAUUCGACGUCUGCUUCACGUCAAGGGCAGAAAAAACGUCACAGCUACAGAGGUUGAUAUGUCAUGGAACAGUUUUAACAAAGGGGAUGUAUUCCUGCUUGACCUGGGAAAAGUUAUCAUCCAAUGGAAUGGGCCAGAAAGUAACAAGACGGAGAGAAUACGGGCCUGCUCCUUGGCACAGAGUAUUAGAGAUGAUGAGAGGGGAGGAAGAGCACAGAUUGGGAUUAUAGACAAUGAGCAGGAUUCCCCUGACCUGAUGCAGAUUAUGACAGCUGUUCUGGGACCCAGACAUGGCGAACUGAAAGACGCUGUUCCGGAUGAGAAGCCAGAUGAGCAACAAAAGUCAAAUGUCAGACUCUACCAUGUUUUUGAAAAAGACGGGGAUUUGGUAGUACAAGAAAUUGCAACAAAACCUCUAACCCAGGAUUUGCUGCAGCACCAGGACUGCCACAUCCUGGAUCAAGGAGGAGUAAAGAUUUUUGUCUGGAGAGGUAAAGAUUCCAGUGUUGAAGAGAAGAAGGCAGCUUUCAGCCGAGCAGUAGGCUUUAUCCAAGCCAAAGGAUACCCUGCUACUACUAAUGUGGAGGUUGUGAAUGACGGAGCCGAAUCUGCCAUGUUCAAACAAUUAUUUCAGAACUGGAGGGAUUUUGGAGAGAUACAAGGACUUGGAAAGGCAUACAGCUUGGGGAAGAUUGCCAAGGUGGAUCAAGUUAAAUUUGACAUUAACCAGUUGUACGCCAGACCAGAGUUAGCAGCAGAACAGAGGAUGGUGGAUGAUGCUUCUGGGAAUGUGCAGGUCUGGAGAGUGGAAAACCUGGAGCUUAAAGAAGUUGAUCCAAAAACAUAUGGAAGAUUCUACGGAGGGGAUUGCUACUUAGUGCUGUAUACCUACGUUAAAUCUGCAAAGCCAAAUUACUUGCUAUACAUGUGGCUGGGCCGCCAUGCUACUAUAGAUGAGAUCACAGCGUGUGCUUUUCAUGCAGUGGAACUGGACCGCAAGUACCAAGACCAGCCAGUUCAAAUACGAGUGACAAUGGGGAAGGAGCCAAAACAUUUCCAAGCUAUCUUCAAAGGAAAGAUGAUCAUAUACGAGGGAGGAACAAGUCGAACUGAUAAAGUACAACCAGAGCCUCCUAUCAGACUGUUCCAGGUUAGAGGAACAGAUGAAUUCAACACAAAGGCCACAGAGGUCCCAGCCAGAGCUGUGUCUCUUAAUUCCAAUGACGUCUUUGUGCUAAAGACUGAUUCUGUGUGUUACCUGUGGUGUGGAAAGGGUUGCAGUGGAGAUGAGCGAGAAAUGGCAAAGACUGUGGCCAAUGUAAUCUCUAAGCAGGACAAGCAAACCAUCCUUGAGGGUCAGGAACCUAAUGAAUUCUGGGUGGCUCUGGGAGGAAAAGCCCCUUACUCAAGUGACAAAAGAUUCCAGGAGGCUGUGGUGCAGUAUAAGCCCCGCCUCUUUGAGUGUUCCAAUCAGACGGGUCGGUUCAUCAUGACAGAGGUGGUAGACUUCGCUCAGAGUGACCUUGACGAGGAUGAUAUUAUGUUACUGGAUACCUGGGAAGAGAUUUUCCUUUGGAUUGGUAAAUCUUCCAAUGAAUAUGAGAGGAAUGAAUCACUUAACAGUGCCAAAGAGUAUCUGAAAUCUCACCCCGCAGGGCGUGACCUGUCCACAGCAAUAAUUACAGUGAAACAAGGACAUGAACCCCCAACAUUUACUGGCUGGUUUGAUGCUUGGGACUCUCAUAAGUGGAGUUCUGAUUUGUCAUAUGAAGAUAUGAAGAAGAACUUGGGUGAUGUGUCAGCUAUCUCACAGAUAAGUGUGGACUUCCAAAACACAAACAUCAAUGCGAACAGCUCGAGUAAGGCCAGCGUUCCAGCAAAAAAAGAGAACAGCAAUGUGGCAGCCCCAGUGUAUCAGUCACACAGGAAUGUAAAUCCGCCAAUCAGCAAUGGUAACCACACCGCCACCAAUGGCACCCCCAGCAACAGCAACUCUGUAGCAGAGGCUUUGCCACAAAGCAAUGGAAACAAUGUAUUCAACAAAGAGCUACUCAUUAACAAAAAUACUGAGGACCUGCCUGAUGGAGUAGACCCAGCAAAAAAAGAGAUGUACUUGACUGAUAGUGACUUUGCCAAUAUUUUUGGGAUGCCUAAAGCCCAGUUCAGCCAGCUACCCAAAUGGAAGCAGCAAAAUAUCAAAAAACAACAUGGCCUGUUUUAAAUCUGUAUUCUUUGCCAUCUACGAGGAGACGUCAAGAACCAUCUUACUUCCAAAGUUAUCCAUGCAUCUGCUGAGAUGAGCACAUUCCUGUUUUCUAUUCCGUGAUUUGUAUUUAUUUAGGGUUCUAUAAAUUCAGGGAUUUUCAGGAGCUGUGACCUUUGGAGUUUUUUUUUUCCCCCCAUCACCCUAUUUACCCCAGGAUAGCUUAUCUGCAAACUUAGAUAAUGUGACCUUUUUUUUCUGAUUUCCUUGACAUUUCCACAACAAUGUAGUGCCCCAUCUCCCUCUCGUCAUCACGUUAACCCUUCCCAACAAGGCCACAUUUCCAAGCUGUUUAUAUUGUGAGGAUAAAUACACCUAGAUAGCUUAAUGUUUGAUUAUCUGUAAGACCCCUUUCACACUCGUUUUAGCAUCGCUUUAGCGCUGUUUAAGCAGUGCUUUUUGGGCGCUUUUAACACCAAAACUUGUGUAUUGUGGCGCUUCAGAAGUGCUUUUCAUCAGGUGCUUCAGAAGCGAUGCCUAUUCAUUCCAUUGGGCAGGGUGUAUUGUGGCGCUUCAGAAGCGAUGCCUAUUCAUUCCAAUGGGCAGGGUGUAUUGUGGCGCUUCAGAAGCGAUGCCUAUUUAUUCCAAUAGGCAGGGUGUAUUGGGAGCGCUAAAUACAGCGUUUCCAAAGAUGCUGUUUGCAGGACUUUUCGGAAACCUCCCGCAAGCGCACUGCCCCAGUGUGAAAAGUCACACUUGAAUGAAUGGGAGUCGGGUUUUCAAGCGCUUAGCAGAGGCUAUUUUCAGCGCUAAAGCGUCUAAAAAAAAACGCCCCAGUGUGAAAGGGGUCUUAGAGAUCAAAAAACAAUAGAGCAUGAAGAUCUGAGUUUUGAAAAGACAAUUUACUAAUAUAAACAAUAAAAAAAAAAUGUAAGUCUAUAUAUAUUUAUACGGUAUUAUACAGCAAGAAAAUACAAACCUUUUUGGUAAAGAUUUUCUUUAUAGACCUCAUACAGCAAAAAAGGGUCUGAUUAUAAAGUAAGAAAUUCUUAUUAUUUUCUGCUGAAAUGUAGAUUUUUCCAGUUUUUGCAAGACUAUUUGCCAACUUUGUUAACCAAAAAAGGGAUGGCAAAUAAAUUCUAUAAAAGGUGGCAUUUUUUCUUUUCAAUUUUAUUUUUAUUGCAGUAAAAUAUAGAAAAUUUUGAUUCUGGCUGUUUAUUCGCCAUUUCUGUACUUUGUAUUUACAGCUCAUUUAUUUAGCUGUGGUGUUUUUAAAGAUUUUUUUUUUUUUUUUAUGUGUGCUUCCAUUCAUGCCCAUGGAAGUUACAUUUCCCUGAACCAAAGAUGAGGCAAGCAGAUUUAUGUAUGUCACCUCACCAAAACCCAUAGAUGUGAAUGAAGCCUCAUAUAGCGACAAGACACACAAGUUUGUAGCAAAAUUGGGAGAACAUAAUGAAAAAUAAUGCCAUACCACUUCUUUAAAUAGGAGAGAUAGAAACAUAGCAAGCAUGUACUAUCAUGAAAAUACAGUUUCUGACAUAUCCCGAUGUCUCCAGGGCCAAUAUUUCCUACUCAGCCUUUGUUGUAAUUCUGAAUAUGCAGAGGAAUUAUUAUAAAAUGGCUUGUCAUUGAAAUUUACGUACACUGGUGCCAUUUUUUCCAUCCAAUGUUUUUUUUUUUUUUAAACAUCACUAAAGGUUUAUUAACAAUAAACAUAACCAUUGCCAAGAUGUUGAUUACUAUUAUUCUCCUACUUGCUGUAGUCUUGUUCAUUACCUAUAAAACUUCUGAAGGGGGGCAGUAGAAAAGAUACAGCGAAGAAUGUGCCAAGGUGUAAUUUUUAAAUAGCAUUUUAUUUUUAUUGUUUAAUCAUUCCGUGUGAUCUAUUAAACUCACUCCAAAAGUU
Rana temporaria (common frog) is the source of this 4656-nucleotide messenger RNA. RefSeq names its product villin like (gene VILL). Gene Ontology annotation, biological process: barbed-end actin filament capping; cytoskeleton organization; actin filament severing. The coding region runs from base 156 to 2768 and encodes 870 amino acids. Gene Ontology annotation, cellular component: actin cytoskeleton; cytoplasm. Gene Ontology annotation, molecular function: phosphatidylinositol-4,5-bisphosphate binding; actin filament binding. Lineage: Eukaryota; Metazoa; Chordata; Amphibia; Anura; Ranidae. The transcript has 20 exons. The record is from RefSeq and is a predicted model, not a curated record.